Paralichthys olivaceus (Japanese flounder) is the source of this 3468-nucleotide messenger RNA. RefSeq lists its product as uncharacterized. NCBI's taxonomy places the organism in Eukaryota, Metazoa, Chordata, Actinopteri, Pleuronectiformes, Paralichthyidae. The record is from RefSeq and is a predicted model, not a curated record.
CCACGCACACACACAGAGCUGCAGUGCGCAGUAGGACAGUGUUGCUGUAACAGCGUCGCCUGCAUCUGACUGGAAUAUCGAGCGACGUAUUCAAGUGUCCUGUGACAACAAGACGAGAGGAAACGACAUUUACUGUUGACACGAGGAGGAGUGAGAUGAUGGAGAACAAACUCUGGACUGUCCUCUGGGCCCUGCUGCUGACUGUUAACUUGGGAUCCACUGAACAUGGUAAUGACCAUGCUCCUGCCUCACAAAGUCCUCUGGGGGCUGAGGUCUUCACUGGGGCCCCAGCUGCAGACUCUGCGCCUGCUCCGAGACUGGAACCCACCAGUCGUCCUGCUCUGCCACUUACCAGCUCUGACACAAACACAAGCUCCAGUGGCACCGGCAGUUUGACUAAAGAGGAGGAAAUCACCCCAAAGCCUUCUGAACACAAGCCUUCUGAACACAAGGGAAAAAACGAUUCCAACAUAGCCUCUCCCUCGGUCUCUGCUGUGCCCGAAAACAGUUCAAACCAAACUGAGGAUUUGUCAUUGCAGCCUCAAACUCUUCCUUCAGAGAACCAGACGACCACUUCUCAAACCAACUCCGCCUCUCAGACCAUCACCACAAGCUCCCCUCACACAACUCACGAUAUGCCUGUAGAAACAACGACCUAUCCCACAACGCAAUAUCCUCACUGUAAUACACAGCCGGGCGAACCCAAAACACAACCACCCACAUCUGCCCCAACACCUGAGCCUGAAACCAUCAGCAGCACCACCACCACCACCACCACCACCACCACCCACUCCAUGUCAACAUCCAGCACCUCCUCCUCUCAAGAGAAACCCAUUACUGAGUCGCAGACGCUCACAUCUCCACACACGACACAGUCCCAUGCACCCCGAGUCCAAGCGAAGUCCACCACCGCCCCUUCAAGCAGCUCCACCCCCCAGGCCAAAGCCCGUGCUGACACCCCCUCCCAGCUGAACGUGGGGGGAGACACAAUGAUGGUCCACGAAUCGCCCACAUUAGACCCUCUCCUAGCCGGCCUGGUGACAGCCUUCAUCAUCACUGCUGUUGUCAUCACUCUGCUUCUCUUCCUCAAACUGCGCCGAAGAGACAACCGACCAGAGUUCCGCAGGCUGCAGGAUUUACCUAUGGAUGACAUGAUGGAGGACACACCUUUGUCCAUGUACAGCUACUAAUGGAGGCAAGAUGGAGAUUUAUGGCACCUAUAAAAACCCUCCUUCCAUGCAGGCUCAUGCUAAAGUGUUUUCCCUUAAUCUGCGCCAAACAGAGAGACUUCUGGGUAGGUGUGAGCAAACUCCUGGCUUGCUUUCAUUUAUCCAGAUCAUUGACAUAUAGGAAAGGACACGAUUGAAGCUGCAAUGGACAAUGAAGACAGCGCCCAUGAUAAUGACCCUUGAGCAAGUUCAUCUUAAUGCAUGUAAUUACAAAUUCGGCAAAUGCAUCUUCUCAGUACUGUUUGGUCCAUAUUCCAGCUCAUGAUUUGGGGUUGUAUAAUAUAUUUUUAAUUUCCACAGAAAUGAAAAAUGUCUGUGCGAAGCACAAAGCCACAUUGUCAGUUGUAUCCAUCAGUGGUGGUUUACACAGAUUAAGCCACAUUCUUCACCAAGGGACGCAGAUAUAAUGUCCUCCAUUCAGUUUAUGUUGUAAAGUCUGGUUAGACUUAAGGUCAAUAGCAUCCUGACAGAGAGGCCAGAGAAGUCAAAUUAACAAGAAAAAGACAAAAUGGCCUGAUAUACAGUUAAUGAGGUUGCACUUUACUUUCUGAAGUGGAAACAAGUGGGCAAAUAUUUUUAUGUAUGAGAGAAAAAUAUGUUUUGUGUGUGUGUGUGUGGAAUAAGUGCAUGGAUGUGUGUUUCAUGGUCUGAGUGCAUAUGUGUCAGUGUCUUAAGGGUGAAUGUAUGAUGUUUUUUGGAAGCAUGGCAGAAUAUAUUUAAACUUGAGUUGAGUUGGAUAUGUGUUACUGUUCUUUUGUUUCUUUCCUGGAGUCUUCAGCUCAGGAGAGAGUGCCUUACACAACAUAGGAUCAGCUUUUGUUUUACUCUAUUUAUACUGCAACCAACUAACUUCCAGAUUUACCAGUCUUCUCCAGUAUUUUGUGUGAUUCCCAUCUUAAUACACGUUAAGCACCCGGAUUCUGCUCUGACUUGCCUGUGUUUGAAAGACUAGCCUUGAGCGAGUUCGACAUGAAGCACUCACUCAUACAAUGACAGUUUGCAGACUGAAAUUGGCCAGUGGCCUUUCCGCAGAAUGUUAGCAUUGUCCUGUGCAGUGUAAAUACUACUGAUGACUGAUUCAUGCAAAGACAACUUUAUAAAACUCUUUACUCUUACCAGACACAAACACAUUGACUACAAUGUCACUCAGUAGAGCGUACACCUCCGCCAAGGCCCAACAGAACCCUUAAAUACAAUCACUGAAACUCGCAGAGAUCAGUUUCCUAAAUGUGCCUGAUUUAGUUCAUCAUCAAGAUCCAUGAGUUAUUCCCUGAGGAAAUGGGGAAAACGUUGAAAAACACCCAGUCUCACAAAAUACUUGGAUCCACCCCCUGAUCUGGAUUCACAAUAGUAUAUAAUGGGUUCUUACCUGACACAUACCGCAUCAUUCCACUAAGUUUUUGCAUAAUCUUGCUUAGAAACAAAGGGGACAGGAGUGAAAACAUAAACUUCUUGGCAGAGAUAGAAAUGUUGCAAAGACUGAUGGGACAGCACAUUGUUCCCAGCUGGCGAGCUGUGAACCAUUCCAUUGAGUUUCCUGUGUUUUAAGCCUCGCUGUGUUUUCGCUUUGUAAAUAUGCAGGAAAAGGGGAGUGGAGGUUAGACACACACAGGACGACAGAAGAACCCCAUCAAUACAAAACAUACACAGCUCCUUUUUAUUUAAGAUUGAGCCUAUGAACGGAUACAUCAAGCUCAUGAAAUGGAUCUAAAACCUUUUUGGUAUAAAAUUUUGUGCAAUGAAAAACUGAAAAUUCACAGAAACUCAACGCAACAGUGCCUUAUGAUGGGUUGAGAUCUGGAGGAUGUGAAUCAUCUUCAUACUCAAACUAUUCAGUGAAUCCAUGUCAACCAUAUACAUCCAGUAUUAAAGGUAGGGUUGGUAAUUGGUUUCUGAAGCACAUUUAGCUUAUUUGUUAAAGUUGUCAGGCAGUGAGCGUUCAUGUGUUUUUGGGAUGUAGCUUUGAGAGAAGGCCGAUGGGAGGGGGUGGAAUGUAUCAGUUGUUUUUUUGUUUUUUUCAAAGUGCAGUCUGCUUUUUAUAUCUUUUCAGGGAUUACCAACCCUAUCUUUAAAUUAGACACUUAAGAUUCCAGAUUGAAAGCCAAAGUUGUCUGUAAACUCCUGUAUUUGUUCACUUCUUUAAAUGUCCUAAGUAUCCUGACUGCACACUGAGGCUUUGCUGUCAAACAUGGAAUAUGGACUGUUGAUGUUGUAUGAUUAAAGGUAUUUUGAGACAAAA